CCCUCCCUCUCCGUGACUCACCUGUCGCCUCCUCCUCCUCCUCCUCCUCUUCCUCCUCCUCCUUCCAGGCUUGGACACGCAGCUCUUUCCUUCCUUCCCCGUCUUCCUCCCUUCUUUCCUUCUCCAAGAAGACGCAACUCCGAGGCUCUCCGUCUCGCACACGAAGAUCUCUACCUGCCGUUCUCGGCUAAGCCUCUUCUCCUCCCAUUUCCAGACAGCCAGAGACUGAUUGAUUUCCUCCCUCCGAAGCCUUGGCUCUGCCGAUCCGCCUGGCAAGCAAACCGGCCUUUCCAGUUUGGGGCCUGGGCACCAAAGGCACCUUCCCGCAGCCCGGCCGUUGGGCGCCUUUCGCUCCCGGGGCUUUUUCCCAUCGGAGGCCGACGACGGGAUGUCCACCCGGGACAGUGUCCAGAUCCCCGACGACAGAGACUUCGAACUUUUCCGGACAGAAUGCAACUCCGAGCAGGGAUGGAGCCUGACCUACAACAAGUCCGGCGUCGUGGUCUGGGUGCAAAUCCUGGAGGCGGAGAAGUCGCUGCACAAAAUCAAGUGCAGGAUGGACUGCAAGGACCUUUCGGCGGAGACCCUCUACGACGUCUUGCAUGACAUCGAAUACAGGAAAAAAUGGGACACCAACGUCAUCGAGACCUUCGACAUCGGGAAGCUGACCGUCAACGCUGACGUCGGCUACUAUUCCUGGCGGUGUCCGAAACCCUUGAAGAACCGAGACGUCAUCACGCUGCGCUCUUGGCUGCCCAUGGGCAGCGACUAUAUCAUCAUGAACUACUCUGUCAAGCAUCCGAAAUACCCACCUCGGAAGGACAUGGUGAGAGCUGUCUCCAUCCAGACCGGUUACUUGAUCCAAGGGAAGGGAGCCAAAAACUGCACCCUCACCUACCUGGCGCAGGUAGACCCCAAAGGGUCUUUGCCAAAAUGGGUAGUGAAUAAAUUGUCUCAGUUCCUGGCACCGAAGACCAUGAAGAAGAUGCACAAGGCCUGCCUGAAGUACCCGGAGUGGAAGCAGCGGCACAACCCGUCCUUCAAGCCCUGGCUGUUCCCGGAGCAGAACACGCUCUCCUCGCUCUCGCUCUCGGAGCUGGCCAUCCAGCACGCCGACUCCCUGGAGAACAUCGACGAGAGCAGCCUCUCCGAGGAGGCCAAGGACGAGCGGGGAGAGGCCAGCGACGAGGACAGCGUCAACUGACCCACCCUUUGCCCACGGCUGCGGGCGCCCACCACCCGCCUGGGGGGCCCCUUUUUAUUGGGUUUGUGUAAGCGUUUGCGUUUUUCCAAAAGAGAGAGAGAGAGAGAA
Molecule: messenger RNA, 1312 nt
Organism: Anolis carolinensis (green anole)
Lineage: Eukaryota; Metazoa; Chordata; Lepidosauria; Squamata; Anolidae
Gene: stard10
Product: StAR related lipid transfer domain containing 10
Exons: 7
Coding region: 389-1204 (271 amino acids)
Cellular component (GO): microvillus; intercellular canaliculus; membrane
Molecular function (GO): lipid binding
Source: RefSeq, a predicted model, not a curated record